AGAGGCAAUUCCCGCACCGCAGCGUUUUCGUUCCCCCCUUUUUCAUCUUGACCUCGUCUUCCUCCAACGGCCGAAAGGGUGGCGUUCUUGAGUUCGUUCUUGAGCGGCUCGAGUCUGCGGCGAGAUCGAGGGAGAUCAAGGGAAAUCAUAGAACAGUCAUUUCAGAAGGUUCGCGAACCCCUCCGACCUCGCCUCCCCCCGUCCCCUCCCAUGGCGACGAGGGAGACCGCACGAGAUUCCGACGACGACCUCCCCGCAGAUAUGAUCCCGGAGAUCCUCGCCCACCUCCCUCCCAAGUACCUCCCCGUGGAGAUGAUAGCCGAGAUCCUCGCCCGCCUCCCGCCCAAGUACCUCCUCCGCUCCCGCACCGUCUGCAAGGCCUGGCGCGACCUCGCCACCGAGCCCGACUUCAUCCUCAAGCACCACUCCCACCAGCCAACGCAGCCCCUCAUCACGUCUUACGCUGUUGGCCCGCUCAAGGCCGACUGCCUCGAGGCCGUCGACCUCACCACCAACAAGCGCCGCGUGGUCCUGCGGGUUAUCCAGAGGGUGCCCCGCCCCCUCCCCCUCCACUUCGCCGACCACGGCCGCGACCGGCGCGAGGCACUCAUGGUCCACGAGUGGCGCGACGUCUGCGACGCACUCAUGGUCCACGGGUCGUGCGACGGCCUGCUCCUCCUCAACUUCGGCAAGUCCUUGUUCGUCUGCAACCCUGCCACGCGCCAAGGUGCUCGUCUGCCGCUGCUGCUUCAGGAUGACCUAGAUGUCCUGGGGUUCUACAAGGACGCCGAUUCCGGGGAGUACCGGCUGCUGUACCACCAGGCUGAGCGCCUGGGCCUCUCCUACUACGUGCUCACGGUGGGAUCCUAGCAGGCCAGGAGCAUCGACCUUCGCACGUCGUCGACUGAAUUGGGCGCUUGGCUGGAAAGGGGGCUGAAGAGCUCCUGCACAUCGCCGCCCGUCCUUCUCCAAGGCAGCCUGCACUGGUCGCCGGAACAGAGACAAGGGGGCGCCAUACUGGUGUUCGACCAAGCUGCUGAGUCAUUCAGCCGGAUCUCUCCUCCCGCGGAGGCGAUGCUGAAAAUGGAAGACCACAUGCAGCUGUUUAAGAUGGAGGGCAAGCUUGCCAUGUUCUGCUCGCCCCAAUUUGCAAAGAACUUGGCGAUUUGGUUCAUGGAUGACUACAAGCAGAUGCGAUUUGCAAAGAACUUGGCGAUUUGGUCUGCAAGCACUGGUUUAAGCUGUCCUUCAAGCUUGCUUAUCAACCUAUACCGUUGCCACCUUGUCCGAUUGUCCUGUAUCAAGAGGGGGAUAUGCUGGUGGAAGUUUCCGACAAGCUGUUCCAUUGUGAUAAGAUGGGUAUUUCGCAGGGGGCUGUUGACUGGUCUGCUCGGGGCGUCGC
Messenger RNA from Hordeum vulgare subsp. vulgare (domesticated barley), 1402 nucleotides. Its product is annotated as F-box/kelch-repeat protein At3g23880-like. The record is from RefSeq and is a predicted model, not a curated record. Gene Ontology annotation, molecular function: protein binding. NCBI's taxonomy places the organism in Eukaryota, Viridiplantae, Streptophyta, Magnoliopsida, Poales, Poaceae. The coding region runs from base 211 to 870 and encodes 219 amino acids. The transcript has 2 exons.